AUGGGUGAUGAAGAAGCUGCUACUCUCGAAGGACAAUUCUAUGAAUUUUCCAGAAUGUUAGAUAAUAAACGCGACGGUACUACCAUCACAUUAUAUCGGUCUGAUUUUUGGAUGCGUCAAGCAAAGCUAUUGGAUGAUAGAAAGCUUACGAUGACUGAUACUGGAAUAUUAUUUAAUAAAUUUAGUAAGUCUGAAUUAGACUGGGAUGAGUGGAACCAGUUUUUAGAUGAGGUUUGUGAAUUAAAAGAAUUUGACGAAGAAAAAUGUCGUGAAACUCUGACCAAUUGUGGGCUACCCGGUCAAACGCCAGUAUUAGUGCCUCAAUAUAGAGAUUUCUUUGCGACUUAUAAACCCAAAGAAAAAUUGCCGUUUUAA
Molecule: messenger RNA, 375 nt
Organism: Pieris macdunnoughi
Lineage: Eukaryota; Metazoa; Arthropoda; Insecta; Lepidoptera; Pieridae
Source: the annotation of a GenBank genome assembly